Molecule: messenger RNA, 4778 nt
Organism: Erythranthe guttata (spotted monkey flower)
Lineage: Eukaryota; Viridiplantae; Streptophyta; Magnoliopsida; Lamiales; Phrymaceae
Source: RefSeq, a predicted model, not a curated record
UAAUAUCUGUAUUAUUUUCUAGAGAGAGAAAUACAUGUAGAGAGAGAGAGAGAGAGAAACUUGAAACUCGCACCAGAGCAAAAACCAUGCCCCUUCGUCUUCUUUCCUCUUAAAUUCCUAAAACCUUCUCUCCUGUGUGCUCGAUUUUCCUUUUGUUUUGGAAGAUUUAUUUUGGUAGAUUCCUUAAUUUUAAUUACGGAUUAUUAUUAUAUUCGAAGAAUUAGCGAAUGAAAUACGAUUUAUCCACUCCAUGCUAAUCGAAUUCCCGCAUUGAUUCCGUCAGUAAAUAAUCUCCAUUUAGUGUGCGAGGGGAAUUAUUUUCGUUUCCUGCAUUUUGCCUUAAUAAUUUUUUCACGCAUAUGCUUUUCUGUGGGUUAAAUGAAACUUGGGGGAUUAACACUUGAUCGAUCGGCGGCAAAUUGCCCAUGAAUAAGCGCAGGGAGCGAACCCUACAAUACCUUUGCGAUGCCACUCCAUAUCUAUAUACCCAGGUUACCCCAAUAAUAAGUGGAACAUUUAGGAUUCAAGGGUCAGUUGAUGAAGUGCAAAUUGUGAUUUGCUGACCUUUACGGAGAGAUAAGUAUUCAGGCAUCUGGAAAGAGUAAGGGCUUUGGUAGCUGUUCAGGCAUAAGACAAAAGGUUGACCACACGGGGAGGUCUGGCACCUGUAACGUGUGCUCUUCUUCUUGCUCGUCUUGCUUUCAUGUUAAUAAGGUUCUAAUGAAAUCAAAUGAUGAGUCCGGAGAAAUCUGUGAGAAUAUCAAAAUUGGCCAACCAAGUGUACCGAGUGCUGUCGAACGCAUGAAAUCAUAUUUUGAUUCUUUUUCUGAUAAGGCAGUAGAUAAGACUUCCAACGCAUCUGCAUCAGAUGAUAGUAUGGGGCAAUCAAAGGCAGAGGAUCAGAUAAUUCCAGAAGUGCAUGAUGAUUGUUUGUCACGUGUGAAUGGAACUGAACAUGCAAAUAGAAAAUCUGAUAUCGAGGACAGUAGGAUAAACUAUGAUAAACAGAGAAAACUUAGUGAACAAAGUUCUGACAAGGUGCCACCUCGUAGCUUGCUAACAGGUUCGGAAAUUCCUUUUUCAAAAAUCAUAAAUGAUGCUAUUGACUUACUGAAGGUUCAGAAUACUUCUUCUCAAGAUCCCAAUGGAGAAUACCCGUCACAUGAUGGAAACCCAGGGGUUGCGAGAGGUGAUAAGCCUUCUGAUACAAAGGGCGAACUGUUGGAAGGCUUAACUGAGCACUUGGAUUCAUUAUCGCCUAAAGGUGCAGCAUCCAAUGUGGUUUGUGGUGAUAUUCCUGCAACACCUCUGAUUUCUAUUGUGAAGAAUGAUGACAUGGAGGUGGAAAUUCACUCUGUUGAUGAGACUGAAGACUCGGAUAUGGUGGAGCAAGAUGUGAAAGUUUGUGAUAUCUGUGGAGAUGCAGGGCGGGAGGAUUUGCUUGCUAUCUGUUGUCGGUGUAGUGACGGGGCGGAACACACUUAUUGCAUGCGAGAAAUGCUGACUGAAGUCCCUGAAGGUGAUUGGCUGUGUGAAGAAUGCAAGUCUGUGGAGCGGGUGAGAAAUGGAAGACAAGAAAAAAUGGGAAAGGCUGAUGAAAAGGAGAAAAAUAACUCCUCUGGUGAAGCGAGCAGUGAAUAUGCAAAUAGUUCUGAUGCUGAGGGACGUCGAAAUAAAGGUUCAGUGAGAACACCUUGUAAAAGGCAUAGAGAUGAUGAUGGCAUUGAAGUUUCUUCUGUAGGGAAAAAGCCUGCUCUCGAGACAAUAGUUGGUUCACCUAAGACCUCCAAUCCUAGCAAAACUGCUGCUCUUUCUCGUGAGACUUCUUUGAAGAACUUAGAUAAAGGUAGACUACAGUCCUCACACCAUUCUGUUCCGGACACAGUCCCGGUUAAUGAAAUUACAGAAACAGCAGGCACUCCUUCAGAUCGACGAGGGCAUAAUUUUCGAGGUAUUUUCUCAAAGUCUAAUUCAUUUAAUUCUCUGAGUUCAAAACCAAAGGUCAAACUUGUAGAUCAAGUUGUUAUCCAGAGGCAGAAAUCAUCUAAGGAACAUGGCUCUUUUCGUCUUAAGGAUGGUGGUGUCAGAUCGAUAGGCAAAUCGAUGUCAUUUAAAUCUACAAACUCUAGCCGAUCUGAAUCAAAAAUAAAGAUGUUUUCUCCUAGAUCGUCUAACAUCCAAGACAAUAAAAACACAAAACAGAGGAGCUCAUUUGAUCGUCAGAGUUCCUUUAGAGCAGAACAUGCAAUGGUGGGGACUUCGACGAGUUCUACACCAAGAAUUGAUAAACGGCCAGCAUCUCGGGGAGACUCUUCUUCACUUGCUAACCAGCAUGAAGUCAAGCCUCACCAAACUGAUGGUAAAUUAGCAGCAUUACCGAGACCGUCAAGGCUUGCAGAUCGAAGGACUGCAAAUAUAUCCAGUUCUUUGGGUAAUUCUGUUAUCCCUGAAAAGCCACCUAUUGAUGCGAAUGAAGGUCUACCUGAUGGGUCGCCUCGGCCCAGGGAUGUAUCAAAUGCUGGUGAGCGAAUGAGGGAAGGUUCUGGAAGCCGAUUCGGACCACCAUCUGCGAAGUCUUCGAGAGAUGAAAGCCAUAACCUUAAAGCUAUAAUUGAGGCUGCUGUGCUGAAAAAACCAGGAGUGUACCGAAGGCAUAGAGCUUUCGGUCAAUCUGAAGACCGGUCUGUGGCAAGCGUGGGUGGUGAAGUAGCUUCUCAUCAGGGUCCUAUGUCAAGUUCUGCUAGAAAGAACAAAUUUUCUUCUGAUGCAGACUUGCAUGAGAGGCCUACUGUCUCCCGAAAUUUAGCUACUGACCCUCUUAAUCAGAUAACUCCAAAUAACAUGAAGCCGUCCUCACUGGUUCCUUUGGAGGGUCUAUCUUCUGGAGGGCAAGAUGUGUCCCAUAUUGGCUCUUCCUCAAGGGACAUGUUCAGUAAUGUUCCAGCAGCAACACCUAUCUUGUUGAAAUCCUUGGCAAUUCCGGAGCAUGAAUAUAUAUGGCAAGGAAGUUUUGAUAUUUGUCGAAGUGGUAAAACCUCUGACUUAUGGGAUGGAAUUCAGGCUCAUGUAUCGACAUGUGCAUCUCCUAAAGUUAUUGAUACUGUGUACAAGUUCAAAAGCCGAAUUGUACUCUAUGAAGUGCCUCGCUUAAGUACCUGGCCUGCGCAGUUUCAGGAACAUGGUGUCAAAGAAGAUAAUGUAGCUCUUUUCUUUUUUGCUAAAGAUCUGGAGAGCUAUGACAAUAUUUACAAAAGUUUGCUGGAUAACAUGAUGAAGAAUGACCUUGCUCUAAAAGGAAAUUUUAAUGGCGUUGAGCUCCUGAUAUUUCCUUCCAACCAGCUUCCUGAUAAUUCUCAGCGAUGGAAUAUGCUGUACUUCCUUUGGGGUGUAUUUAGAGGAAAGAAGGAAAGUUGCCUGCAGCAGAUGCCUGAACCGUUGGAUCAAUUUUUUGCCUCUCGAGAUAUUCCCGCACCUAUAAUGUCCUUGCCUGAGAACAGAUGCUCCAUCAGGCCUGUUGCUGAGGAUUUGCAUACUAGUGAAGAUGCAGCAGCCCCAGUACUUGAAGUGCCUGCUUCAGAUGAGUUACAUAGGUUAUUGUUAUCUAAAGCUGUUAAUGAAGACCGUGGUACCAUACUGUCUUUUGAUCAGCUGGAUCAUAAAUCGAAUGCCAGUUCCUCACCUAUAGUACGAAGUGAGAGUGCAAAACAAUGCCAAGAAAUGAGGGCUUCUUCUCAGGAAGGAGGCAUUAGCUGCAGUCUCCCCCUCGCUAUGCAAAGUUCCCUGCAAUUGGAUACCCCUAUCGAUUUGACUAAAUCUGUGGCUCGUCCACUUAAUGAAGUCACAGGUGAAAGAAACAUUUUUGAUAAGACCCGCAAUCAAAGUGAAGUUCACUUAAUAUCAGAUAGUGGAGAUCUAUCUACGGAUAGAAAAACCUCGUUGAAUGACGACCAGAGAAUGAAGAAUAACGCAUGGCUUUUUAACCACAAGGGACAUACAUCUCCCGGUUCAACUAUUUAUGCUGGCACUAGCCAGGUGUCGCUCACGAACGAAGAUACAAGGAACGGAACACGAGGAGCACUUGUAGAUAUGAAUCAUGCGCCUUUAAUUGAAAAUGCUGAAAGACACUUCUUCCCUGUGGAGUCGUCACAGCCUGUGAGGAGCAUAUUCAUGUCUAGAGGAUCAAUGCCAUGGAAUCUUAACGAGAAAGUACCGGAUCUUGAGCUUGCUUUAGGCGGUGCUGAAAGUGAAUUACCGACUCUGCCCUUGUUGGGUAGUGAAGUGGACAGGAAAGUAAAUGCGGAACAUAUUCGUGAAGAGGCGGUGCCCAAGGCAGAUCUUUCCCUCUCACUUGCUUUUCCUUUUCCGGAAAAGGAACUUAGCACAAAAUCCGGUGCAAAGAAUGAGCAGCGUGGGAGUAAUUCUUCGAUGCUUCUUUUUGGGAAUUUGAGAGAUAAUUAGUUAGUAAGUUAUUUGUUCGUACUAAUAUGGUUGUUGAAGUAUAUAUAUAUACAUAUAUAUAUAUACUGUGAUGAUCAUGUGUUUGUGAUGUCUCCUUUCAUCGGGUUCUGAUGGAACUGAAUUUGUAAGAUGAUAUCCACAAGAUCGAAAUCUUUUAGUUUUCGUUAGGGUCCUAUUUUGCAAGCGAAGAAUACUAGUACUGAACGGCUGGUUGUAUAUAUAUGUAGAGCAUAAGUAGCCGGGACAGUGUGUGUGAUAUUAAAUUUCUUCUGUUAGCCAGCCAUUCAAUUUCUUUCUUUUUUUAUUAUGUUUUUUUAAUC